Molecule: messenger RNA, 1575 nt
Organism: Ostertagia ostertagi
Lineage: Eukaryota; Metazoa; Nematoda; Chromadorea; Rhabditida; Trichostrongylidae
Source: the annotation of a GenBank genome assembly
AUGCCAAUCCAUUGCAACGAGGCGCUCAGUAACAGUUGUCCAAACGGAUACACCUGCACCUUCAACGCAUUGAUCAACAGCCAUGUUUGCUGUGGAGCAUCUGAUCAAGGCGUCUGUCCUGAGCAAGAGAAGGCCUUCAUCAGCACUGCGGACAUGUCGCCAAGAGAAUGCAUUGUUAAUGUGGAUGCUUCCUGUCCUGCUAACUAUCUGUGUCGUUUCAACAUGCAGAGGAACAAGUACUACUGCUGUACUAGCAUCACUGGAAGGACCUGCCCUGCUGGUAAAUUCCUGCACAAGGACCUUCAUACAUCCAUGCCUACACGGUGUACUGUGGGACGAAGUGAUCAGUGCCCAGACGGUUAUUCCUGCCAGAGCUAUCUACCAAACUCUUCGCAGGGUUUUUGCUGCACUAGUAACGCAGUCUGUCCUGAUGAUGCCGAGUUCUACGUGGACGAUCAGUCGCAACUGCCAAGGGCCUGUACAAUGGGUACAUUCGUCAGUUGCCCUCAGGGCUACAGCUGCAGGUCGCUCACAUCAGCCGUAGAGGGAUUCUGCUGCAGAACAGAAUCGACGGCUCCUGUUCACAUUACAGACGGCUGUCCUCCUGGAAAUUUCGUCUUCAUAAACGAUGGAGGGGAUACUGCCACAUGUGAUCCGUUCAAUCCUCCGAAUGCUCCCUGCCCGGAAGGCUUCACCUGCCAGUGGUCCACGUCUAACCAAAGAUAUCAGUGUUGCGGUUCAAAUCCGUCACCGCCAUCAGUCCGAAUCAGUGAUGGCUGCCCGAAUGCACAAUCGCCUUCCGAGACAGAAGGGACAGUCCGAGUUAUGCACGCGGAACUCAUACGACUUGUCCUCCUGGUACGUUUGUCAUUCUCAAAUCAACAGUCAAUUCCAGGUGUUGCUGGAGUGGAAUGCUCAUCCGACGAGAUUUCCGUGAACGGAAUGUGUUUGCCACGAUCGGGGCCUGGGCAAGACUGCCAGCAGUCUGAGCAAUGUACUGGUGGUUCAGUCUGCGAUGCGGCAGCUGAAUGUGGCCCUGAGCAAGUUAAGCACGGCAGCGUCUGCCUCAAUCGAGCCGAACUGGGGAAACCGUGUGAGACCUCAGAACAGUGUCCUGAUCAGGGAGUAUGCACGGACGGAAUCUGCGUGUGCAAUGAGAGGACGGUAAAUUUGAACGGCAAAUGCACGUCGCCGAUGGCCCGUGCUAAAAUUGUACAGAGCAAAUUGUGCCCAUCGGGACGUGUGCCGUACCUCAUAAAUGGCCUGCCGCAACGGUGUACUAAACAACGCUGUCCAAGAGGCUAUGAAUGCACUUACAAGGACCACGACUACUUAUGUUGCUCGACUGCAGGCAAAAUCUCUGGGAAACAGCAGAGCUCAACAUCAACUGCAGGACCCGCUGGAGUGGUAGAGCAGUGUCCACGUGGAAAUCCUCUCAUCUACCCGUCCACUCGGUUGCCUGUGGUCUGCACCCCAGGCAAGAAAAGCUGUCCUAUAGGAUUCGCUUGUCAACAAAGCACAUCGUCUGAGCAGUUCAUUUGCUGUCCGUCGCGAUACCGAAUGAGUGCAUUUCCA